AUGCUCCCCACCACGCUGAAGGACACUCUUUGGUUCUUUUCGACAUAUUGCUUAUGUCAAAGUUAUCAAGCCCGGGACGCCUUUGCUGAAUGUCUAGCGUCUGCAGAGCACGAGAUUAACAAGGCGCCGGACAAGUCGGACAUGUUUGUCACGACGUCCCGUUUAUACAAGUGGCAUUUGGCCAGGUAUUUCUGCAAGCUUCCAAUCCGCACCGUGGUCUUGGAGUUGGGAGUCUACCAUGGGCAUUCCACGGCCGUGUUAGCCGCCAUUUUUCAGCAAGUAAUUGCCGUGGAUAUCAACGAGGCAUACUUGAAAAUAGCCGCGAGUAAUGACCGGAAUCAUUCCAACAUAGCCUUCCUCGCUGUUGACUUGAUGGCUGCAGGAUGGCAGAUGUUCGCAAGCAGUGGAGUUCAAGCCGUUGUUGUUGAUGCCGAUCACCGCUACGAGUAUGUGCGUCAAGAUGCUUACAACGCCCUGUCAUAUCUGCGAGAACUUGAAUAUGUGGUAUUCGACGACUUUGGCCACGAGGUUGGUGUCCAGCGAACCGUACGUGAGCUUAAGAGGGACGGCGCCCUUGUGGACUGUCGUGGAAUCGGUAACGGCUGGAACGGAUCAUGGUGGGAAUACCAGAAUUGGGAUGAACAGACUGGCCAACAAUUUACCAGUUGGACAAAUGAGUCCGAAGGUAUCAUCUGCAGACGAGGCAACUUUUCGGCUUCGGGCUUGGCACCUGAUUUUGUGGACCAGCGCUUCUAUGUGUAUAAGCAGCCAUUGCAACACUUUUGUCCCACUAGUAUUCUACGCCUUCUGCCUGGCCACAGGCUCGUCACAAGCUUGUGGGGGGAUGGCACGUGGAGAAAGGCUAAUGAUGGGCGAGAUGCUCUUCUUCUGGAGCUGCAGGGACUGUCGGACACGCCGGUCGAACUCCUGUUUAACUCUCCGAGGUCAGCUUUUGUCUUAUCGCAGUUCGGGGAGGCGAGAACUGAUUGGUUUGGCAUCCGGGAUCACUUCGUUUUCGAGCCUUUCCAGCGUGCAACACGGCAGUUCGACGAGUGA
This is a messenger RNA of Symbiodinium sp. CCMP2456, 1056 nucleotides long. The record is from the annotation of a GenBank genome assembly. Lineage: Eukaryota; Dinophyceae; Suessiales; Symbiodiniaceae.